GGGGGGGUUUGGUUACUGAGACACUGCUGUAUUUCCUGCUGAGACAGUCCCACAAAAAGCUGGUAUUUUAAGCCAAGACAUGAUCGUUUCCUCACCAUAACCAAGUCAUUUUUGUGCGUACUGCAAAGUCUUAGGGCUGCAAAAUAGUUUGUUUUGGGUGCAUCGGUACAAUAAACAAACUAAACAAUACUCACACACCAAUGUAACUGAGCUAGAGAGCCACAAAAAUGUCCACAGGCAGAGAUCAAUGCAAAAACAGUCAAUUUAUUUAAGACAUGCAUAAAAAAGGUGCUCAAAAUGCAAAAAAAAACUGUGACAAAGAGUGAGUAAAAACUGCAGCAAAUGUUUCAGUGCUGCUGACAUGAGCGCUUCACUGAACAGGUAGAGACACAGACAGAUCCCCACCAGGUGUGAUACAUCAAUCAGCUGGUGCCACCAAUUAGAUGAGGUCAACUCCCAGGUGCAGAAGCACAUCUACCAAAUCAAAGUGAUCUGUCAUACGAGUACGACACUAGUUAGUGUUACAUAUUAGCAACAUCACAAGCCAAAUGUCUUUGGAAAGUUAGUGUUUGAAUAUGCUGAAACACAGCAGUGAGAUGUGUCAGUCGCAAGAAUCAAAAUCAGAACAGUGUUUGAGAUGUUGACUAAAACAUGAAAUUCAUUUGAACAUGUCAAAUGUGGAGCUGGAAUGGACGAUUGGUUUGAUUUUAAGUCGUCUACUGGCAGUAAAAUUUCUCUAAAAGUUUGUUUAGGAGUUCCGAGGACACUGUGUGUGAUGAAUGAAAAAUUGGAGAGACAUCUAACAAUCCAUAGCUCCUUUCAUGACUCUGCUGUUGAAGCCAAUUUUCCAGUCAUGCCAUGUCAUGUGAGGUGCAAGAGAACAGUGUGAGAGAGAAAGUCAUUUGCAAAGGUUGAUCAACAGUUUCAGCUUCCUGUUGAAGGCGUGGUUUAUGAAGCUGAUCUAUUUAUGGCAACUUCCUUCCAGAAAGCAAAACUAGUUGGUACAAGUGCUGUGCUACGCAGAGAGAAGGACUGUCAGCACGGUUUAUGGUUAGAAAAACACAUUUUAGGUUUCGAGUUGGCACGGUAGAGAGAAACAAGGUUAUUUUGAUGAUAAGUUUGGGGUUUAGAAGCAAGGAAGUCUAUAUUUUAAGUGGAUACAUUGAGAUCAUAAAAACUGAAAGGUAGUUAAAAUGUUUAGGGUCAGUCAUUGCAAAAACAGGCUCAGGUAAAGUCCAGGUGGGUGACGGUCGAGUAUUGGUUCAGCUACAGUAACUUUGUCUCAUAAAUCUCAGUUCCUGACACCAUGUUUGAACUUUGAGCCUUCUGCAAAUGAUGUUGUCUGACAGAGAAGCAAUGAACGAGCACCUGCUGAAAAUACUGAUCGUUGGCGAUGGAACUGUUGGGAAAACCUCCUUUGUGAGCCGCUACGUCAACGGACUGUUCAGCAAGAGUUACAAGGCGACAGUGGGAGUGGAUUAUGCUGUGAAGCUGCUGCACUGGUCCGAUAAAGAUAAAGUUAGACUGCAACUAUGGGACAUCGCAGGCCAGGAGCGUUUCAUAUCCAUGACCAGGAUCUAUUAUAAAGGUGCAAUGGGAUGCGUCGUGAUGUUUGACGUCACCAACUCGUCCAGCUUCCUUAACUGUCGCCAUUGGAAACGAGACCUUGACAACAAGGCAAUGCUGCCCAACGGAGACUCCAUCCCCUGCAUCCUGCUGGCCAACAAGUGUGACCUACCUCAGCGGGUCGUGUCAGCGGACAGCAUCGACAAGUUCUGUCAGGCCAACGGCUUCAUCACGUGGAUGGAGAUUUCAGUAAAAGAGAACAAGAACAUUGGAGAGGCUAUGAGGAGGUUGGUGCAGAAUAUUUUGUCCGUUCAGUCCAGCCUGGACCCCCUCCAACCUGAACCCCAAGACAGCGUUUACCCUCAACUGGACUCAGAGUGCACCAGUAGAGGAGAAGGCUGCUGCUGAAUCACAGGAACAAGCAAACACAGCCAAGACCUGCUCAUUCGUUUAGAUUCUCAAGUUGUUUCAAGCGCCACCGAGCAAGGCACUUCACCCUCAAGUACUGAGUGAGUCUGUCCGCUAAUAGAAGAGGACAAAGAAGCACCAGGAGGCUGUCAGUAGAGGCGUCUUAUAUGUAAAGAGGUGUAGAUUGGUUUUACUGAGCAGGUCAUUAGCAGGUGUUCAUGUCUGAGUCUGCAUGGAUCCAAAAUGACACUAUGAAUAUUAAAGCAGCACAGAGUCUUACAAGUGUCACUAAAACUAUGUUCUAUUCUAGACAAUGUACGAUUAGAAAAUAUAUGGGAAAGCAGCAGCACCAGUUGUACCGUCACAAAGCCUGAAUCAAGGUUUCUCAAAAAAAUUCAGUCCUUUAACUCCAGAUCCAAACAAUCUAAUCUAAUUAAAAUACAAGGAGUCUCUGUGUCUGCCUGCCCUGCGAUAUCCUCCGCAACCGUUCAUCCAAUCAAAAUCGCACUUGUGUAUUGCUGAGGACCAAGGAAAGUGCAAUGUCAAGUGCGAGCUCUUGAGAUCUAAGGGACAUUUUUAUCGGUAGUGCUACCACCAGAACUACACACUGUGCUGUGUAUUGAGAGGGGAACCCUAUUGACUGGAGCACCCAGGCCUUUAGGAAAGCUGCCAAGCCUUGCUUUUAAUUAGUUCCAGCGGCCACUCACAGUAUUGCAAGGAAAACAACGCUGCAGCCAUAAAAGUAUUUUCCCCAUUGACCACCAUUAUAAAGGAGAUAUCUGUAAAACUGUUGACAGGACACCUGGAAGUGCAAACAAGAUCAGAUAUGACUCUUUCUAUUAUGAAUUGUUUGAGCCAUGGAUGGGUCCAACAACCACCGAGUGUUCACUUCCCAUAUGAUUGCAAAGCCAAACCCUGUUCUUUUUUUUUUUUUUAAACACAACCAUGUGCGAGUAUAGGCACAUACAACCAUGUGUUUGUUGUUGAGGGGGAAAAAAACUCAAUUUGCAGUGUUGUACCAACGAAGUGCUUUUAUUUUGAAAGAGACUGUAUGCAAAUUGUACAUUUCCUGUGACGGCCAACACACCCAGGGUACCUUGAACCUUGUAUGUGGACGUGGAAAGUCCAUGACCAAACAUCGAUAUGUGACGAAUGUGUUGAACCUUUGAGAGUGUGAUGGGAGCUCCGUAUGGAUAACAAACUCUACGACUUAUUUUUAUUCAAAAUAUAUCAAGUAUCUAUCAAUAAAUCAGUCCUAGACAUCUCCAGUAAUCCUAUCUGCCAUUCAGCUGCCACACAUCAGGUCCCAACUCAACGGUUAAGGUCACCUACAUCACAGACCUUCCAAACCUACAGUUUGAUGAUCAUUGUAUGCUUUCAACAAUGUACGUGAUUAUUAUAAAAAUAUAUACAAACUUAUUAUUAUUUUCAUUUUCUUUUAAUUUGAGUAAAAGUCAUGUUGUCAGUAUUUCUGCAGAAUAUGCAGGGAUCCCCCCUUGAGGACAAGGAGGAGAGAGAAGCAUGGAGGGAAACAGAAGGAGCAGAGUGAAGGAGGGUGUGUGUGUGUGUGUGUGUGUGGUUAUUAAUGAGAAGGUGUGAGAACGUGGUGUGCAGCGUGCUCAGUACCGCUGCCAUGUCACCUCCUACAACAGGCUGAGACACAUGGUAUCCCCGUGCUAACAAUAAGGGGUGAGUGUGUGUGUGCAUGUAAAGUGUGAGGCAAAUGGUGUGUAGGUGCUGUUGUGUUUGUGUUUUUAUGUAUUUGUCAGACGGAGGCACAUGGAUGUGCAUGUGCCUUGGAGACGUCAAACGCUCACACACAUGAUGUCAGCAUGGCAGUCUUUGUGAAUAAAUUCCCACUUUUUUU
Molecule: messenger RNA, 3841 nt
Organism: Epinephelus fuscoguttatus (brown-marbled grouper)
Lineage: Eukaryota; Metazoa; Chordata; Actinopteri; Perciformes; Serranidae
Product: ras-related protein Rab-7L1-like
Exons: 5
Coding region: 1333-1974 (213 amino acids)
Biological process (GO): vesicle-mediated transport
Cellular component (GO): vesicle; trans-Golgi network; Golgi apparatus
Molecular function (GO): GTPase activity; GTP binding
Source: RefSeq, a predicted model, not a curated record